Messenger RNA from Brassica rapa (field mustard), 3220 nucleotides. RefSeq names its product purine permease 1. Gene Ontology annotation, molecular function: purine nucleoside transmembrane transporter activity. Lineage: Eukaryota; Viridiplantae; Streptophyta; Magnoliopsida; Brassicales; Brassicaceae. The record is from RefSeq and is a predicted model, not a curated record. Gene Ontology annotation, cellular component: membrane.
CAGUGUUGUCAAAAUCUUUGUUUUGUCAUACUUAAUGUGUGUACAUCAAAACGUGUUGAACACGUCUCGUUUUUAUCACGAUGUAAGGACCAUGCAUACAGCGUUUUGAAGCUGCUACGUAACAAUGCUUCACCCAAUUCUAACCUAACAACAAACAAAACACAUAAAAGACGCAUGUAAUUGCUGUCUCUUUGACCGUUUGCUUUUGAGACAAGAAAAGCUAGCAAGAAGAUGAAGAACAGUCUGCUUGUCUUAAUCUGCAUGAUCUUGGCUAUAGGAACAUGUGGAGGUCCUUUGCUAACUCGUCUCUACUACAACAACGGCGGAGAACGAAUAUGGUUCAUGAGCUUUAUCUCAACCGCAGGAUGCCCAGUCAUCUUCAUCCCUCUCGUUCUCUCCUUCCUCCGCCGCAGAAACCGCAAUAACUCUGAAAAUAUAGAAAAAACAGAGAUUGUCCUCAUGGAAACUCCAAUGUUCAUGGCCUCUAUCGUCAUAGGGUUGCUCAUAGGACUUGACAACUACUGUUUCGCAUAUGGAUUAGCUUAUCUGCCAGUUUCCACAACAUCACUCAUCGUCGGGACACAGUUAGGGUUCAAUGCUAUCUUCUCUUUCUUCAUGGUCAAGCAAACGUUCACUCCUUUUUCUAUAAACGCCGUCGUUUUGUUAACGGCCGGCACGGGAAUCCUGGCCUUACGUGGCGGCGACGGAGAGAGGUCGGCUGACGUGAGCCACAAGGAGUAUGUGGUUGGGUUCUUGGUGACUCUCACUGCAGCUGUUCUUUACGCUUUUAUAUUACCGUUCGUUGAGCUUACUUACAAGAAAGUUCGACAACAAAUCACUUUCACACUUGUGUUAGAGAUGCAGUUGGUCAUGUGCAUCGCUGCUUCUUGCUUCUGUAUCGUUGGGAUGCUUGUAGAAGGCGACUUCAAGGUUAUACCAAUAGAAGCAAGAGAGUUCAAGGUAGGAGGAGGAUCUGCGUUUUACUACAUGUUGAUUUUGAUGACAGGGAUAGUAUAUCAAGGGUUGUUCUUAGGAGCCAUAGGGGUUGUGUUCUGUGCGUCUUCUCUAGCUUCUGGUGUUCUCAUAAGUGCUCUUCUUCCGGUGACGGAAGUUUUGGCCGUCGUGUGUUUCCGAGAGAAGUUUCAGGUAGAGAAAGGUGUUGCUCUCCUUCUCUCUUUGUGGGGCUUCGUUUCUUACUUCUACGGCGAGUUUAAAUCCGGUAAGAGAAUUAUCAAUAAGACUCAGUUGCAGGAGACAGAACUGCCUCCACUUCCAGUUAGUGUCUCCGCUGUUGCUUGAAGGUCGUUUACGUUUUUAUUGUGUAUGAUUAAACCAAUAGUUGUACAAGUAAGUGUAAAUGUAAAAAAUAUUUGAUAUGUAAAAUAAAUCAAUUACAUAAAGCUUCUUUUCGUUUUUUGAAAAAAAUGUUGAAUUUAUUUUUAAAAAAUGCUUUUGUACAUCAUGUGUAACAUGUUACAUACAUAAAGCUUCAUUACUCACAGAAACCAGAACCAUUGUUUCGAAGAAUCAAGAAGACAAGAAUGGCUAGGGCUCUUGUGAUCAUAAACUGCCAUAUGAAACUGUAGGGGUCCUAUCAUAAUGCGUUUACUUCAACCAUGGUGGCAACAUGAUUUGGUUCUCUACUUUCCAAUUAUCUCUUUUCCUCUCUUCUUCUCUUUACCUUAACCGGCAGGUCCGGCACAUAAGUAACAAUGGAAGCGAGAAUACACCUUGAAAAAAAAAAUGUUGCGGAGACAUGAUUUAAAUCCGUGACCUGACCUCAAGGUUAUGAGCCUUGCGAGCUACCAAACUGCUCUACCCCGCGAUGAAACAAAAAAACUUGGACUAAACUCUAAUAAACAAAGACGAAUUGAAUGCGCCCCUAUUCCAUAUCUGUACAAAUAGAAUAGCCUAUUCAGACAGAAUGGUAAUUCCUAGCUGGCCCAAUACUGGUCGCAUUCACUUAUGUAUUACGUGAAAAGAAAAUUCUGCAUAAGGUCUGUUACGUGUGACUAUAUAAGAAGACGCCAACCUGUUUCAAGAGAUCAUCCGAAAGAAACCCUAAACACAAGAACAGAAGAGAAAUUAAGAGAGAGAGAUCAAGAGCAGAAGAAACCAAGGAAAAGAAACAUCGUUCGAGUCAUGUCUCUAAGGGAUAAAAUUUCUUUGUUGGUGUCAUGUUUUAUACGAGGAGAGCGCUUAGAGCGUUUGUGUAAACCCCUUUGAUUGAUAGUGGAAGUUGUAGGAGACGGUUCUCACCCGAGAUGUACCGGUUCGAGACUUCGGUGAUCAAAUUCUAUGUGUUAUUUAGUUAAGCAAUCAAACGAUCGAAAAUUCCUAACAUUUCGCAUUAGACAAGAAAUAGCGUAUUUAGUGUCUAAAUGGUUUGGAGAUCUAAACGUGGUCUCUUUAUCAGGAUUUGAGGUCAUCUAGAAGGGAUCUCUUCUGAAGAGAAGAUGUUGUCUAAGGCGAUCUACGGUGAUGAUUUAUGGUGAAGAUCUCUAAGUGUGGAUGAUCGUUUUUGUGAAGGUGCGUUUCUAGACGAUUGAGUACAAUCUCCAACACCUGUGUUUUAAUUAUGGUGGUUAUUCAGAUAGGAAUUCUAUCUGGCUUUGAUAACUACAUGCAUGCAUAUAGCUUAUCUCCUAGUUUCGUAUCACAGUUAGCUUUCGUAGCUAUCUUCUCAUAUUUCAUGGUUAACCACAAGUUCACUCUUUUGACCAUCAAUGCUGUUUUUGUUGAUUGUUUGAGCUGCUGUAUUGAGAAUGCUUACAAAAACUGAUAAGCGCCGGUUCAUGGGACUGGCAAGCAAUAUAUCAUCACUAAAGACUAUUCACUUUUAGGAGUUUUUUGUUUUACAAUUUUGAACAAAAGCACAAACAUAAUGAAUCAUGAAGAAUUAGAACUCGAUCCAGAUUCAAAGUAUCUAUACUCUUAAGUACCUUUACAAGAAUUUUUGCGCGCUAUGACUUCCCUUCCAAUAUUAGUAAAGGCAGAAGAGCAGAUAUUUGAAAAUUCUAUGGGCACUCACCACAAGAAUCGUAUUGUUUCAUAAUAAAUAAUUGUCAAUGAAAGGGAACAUAACAAAAGAAAAUAGGAAGAACAUUGAGCUAGUGAAUGCACUACUGCUUUAAAAAGACACGAAACUCUCUAUGUGAUUUGGGAAAAAAUCUUUAACGUACAAAGACUUAGCAAUUCCAAAACAUUUUCUAAUCUCGCC